Acipenser ruthenus (sterlet) is the source of this 4839-nucleotide messenger RNA. RefSeq names its product hepatic leukemia factor-like. NCBI's taxonomy places the organism in Eukaryota, Metazoa, Chordata, Actinopteri, Acipenseriformes, Acipenseridae. Gene Ontology annotation, biological process: regulation of transcription by RNA polymerase II. Bases 420 to 1319 code for a protein of 299 amino acids. Gene Ontology annotation, molecular function: RNA polymerase II cis-regulatory region sequence-specific DNA binding; DNA-binding transcription factor activity, RNA polymerase II-specific. The transcript has 4 exons. The record is from RefSeq and is a predicted model, not a curated record. Gene Ontology annotation, cellular component: nucleus.
UGCAAAUAAGAUAUUGAUAAUAAUGCUGUAGGUAAAACAGUAAGGUGACGUGAAACUAAAGCUUUAGCUCCGACGCUGCCUUCUCUCCCCUCCCUCCUUUUCUCCUCUCUUGUGGGCGGUUCCACAGUUUGACGUCAGCGCUGUCAGGGUCUGCACAUGGAUUGUGAAUCCUCUGAGCUGUGGCUCAGUCUUGCAGUCGGGUUUAACCUGUGUGAAUGUAUUGUUGUAAACAUAUAUUUGGUGGGUGAGCUACAGGGGUUUUCUGGGUUAAUUAUUCAGCAUACUGAAUACCUGUCCAGGGUUUUUUAAGGGUUUUUAUUUUCAUAUAUAGGUGCAUAUAUAUAUAUACUUAAAAAAACUAUAUACAUAUAAUAUAUAUAUUUUUUAAGAAGAUUUUUUUCUUCUGUUCCCUACACGAAAUGGAGAAAAUGCCGAGACCGACCUCUGUAAACCCAGCUUUCAUACCUCUGACGCAUGGGGUUCUGAAGUCGUUGCUGGAGAAUCCUCUCAAACUGUCCCUGCACCACGAAGAAGGUUUUGGGAAGGAGAAGGAGAAGGAGAAGGAGGAGAAAUUGGACGACGACGGUUCUGGCAGCAAUGUGCCACAGUCUGCUUUCUUGGGUCCCACGCUGUGGGACAAGACCCUGCCUUACGAUGGGGACUGCUUUCAACUGGAAUACAUGGACCUUGAGGAGUUUCUGUCGGAAAACGGGAUCCCAUCCGGCCCCAGCCAGCACAACCAGCACCAGCAGCAGCAGCCUGCCCUGCCACUGGCGCCCGCACCCCCUCCCACCCCCUCCGUCAUGGACCUCAGCAAUCAGGAGUCCACUUCCAUUCACCAGGCCAUGAGCAACCAGAACUGCAUGCACAGCCCAGGCAGAGCAGUCCUGCCCUCGGCUCGCAACACUCCCAGCCCAAUUGACCCCGACAGCAUUCAGGUGCCCGUGGGCUACGAGCCAGACCCCGCGGACCUGGCCCUGUCCAGCGUCCCGGGACAGGAGGUGUUCGACCCACGCAAGCGCAAGUUCUCAGAUGAGGAGCUCAAACCGCAGCCCAUGAUCAAAAAGGCGCGCAAGAUCUUCAUUUCUGACGAGAUGAAGCAGGACGACAAAUACUGGGCAAGGCGCAGAAAGAACAACAUGGCGGCGAAGAGGUCGCGCGACGCCCGGCGACUGAAGGAGAACCAGAUUGCCAUCCGCGCCGGCUUCCUGGAGAAGGAGAACUCCGCGCUGCGGCAGGAGGUGGCAGAGCUGAGGAAAGAGCUGGGCCGCUGCAAGAACGUCCUGUCCAAAUACGAGGCCAGGCACGGCCCCAUGUGAGAACGUCCUGUCCAAAUACGAGGCCAGGCACUGCCCCAUGUAAGCAGUGGCUUCAAGGACAAACAGUAGCGCCACCCCAAAACAAACCCAUCGUCUGGCACUUCAACACAAGAAGAACAAUUCAAUGUCCCGUUUUGGUUUUUUUUUUUCAGCACUUUCACCACUCUUGUAUCCUGAAAGGAUGCCAGGGUUUUGUUUUUGUUUUUUUUUGUUUUUACCUGAACUGAGAACCGUCGGUAGCAAUUUUUUCCAUUUCCCAUUCCUGAUCUGUUCUUUCUGGUCUGUGCCCAUUAUUCUUAAGGAUACACCUCCUUGUUUAAAACGCCUCCCUACCAAUGUUAAGUGCACAAGACCUUUGGGGUUCCAGUGAUUUAGAGAGUGCAAGAUUAUCAUUUCUAGCUCGCUUUUUGUUGUAUUUUACUUUCAGCGGGUGAUUAUUUGUCUCUUGUCCUAACAUGCUUCUAUACAUGCUGUGAGUUUUAACACUAGCUACAUAAUAAGAUCCUUAUUUACCUGUCUGUGCGUGCUUGUUUGUGUCAGGUGAAGAGGUAGCUCUUCCUAACAUCUCGGUGUGUGUGUGUGUGUGUAUAUAUAUAUAUAUACAGUAUAUAUAUAUGAUUGCUAUUAAUAGAAAACACAAGAGUGUUUCGGCACUGUUUAUAACUCAAGCAAUAACCCCAUUGUAAUCUAAGGCAUGCAGUCUGGAUAUUACUUGUGGACACAAAAGGUAAAGACUUUGUCUCCCCCCUAGGCACACGUAGCGUGCAAGUGUUUGAGGUGAUUGUGCUCAGCAUCAGUGCGCAGAGGGGUGGGGACUUUGGAACCUGCAGUUUGAGAACCUUUUCUUUCACUGGUGCAACUUUUAAAACAAAUCUGCUUGAUUUAAUGAGUUAUUGUGUUCAUUUUGUAUUUUAGGGCUUUCACUUUAAUGCCUGGAUUAUUUCAAAGAGUGACUUGUUAUGAAUAAAGUCUGAUGUUCUGGAGUAUUGAUUACAAGCAGUAAAAAACAGUUUCAUAAAUAUCACACUUUAUUUUAUUCAUAAAAACAGACUUUGAACAAAUAGCUCACGAGUAGGAGCACGUUGUUGUUGUUAUUAUUAUUAUGAUUAUUAUUAUUAUUAUUAUUAUUAUUAUUAUUAUUAUUGUUAUUAUUAUAAUAAUGAUUAUUUUAGCAUGGUUUCUUUCCACAGUUGGGUUAAGUCUGAUCUCCGUGAGUUCUACAUUUUUCAAGCAUGGUUUAUAAGUAGAACUUUUGAAUUUGUGGCUAUGUGUUUGCCUUCUUUUGGUUGCUGGUUGUGAGAUGAAUGUAAAAAGACAUAUUAAUAUAUAAAUAUGUGGGCUGGUGUUGUCCUAUACUGUGGGUAAUCUAAUCGACUUGUCAAUCAAUUUGUUUACUAUAGACCAAAAAAAAUACAAAUAGAUAUUAUAAAAGAGAGAUUUAAUGUUUAUACAAAGCAAUUAUAUUGGUCAUUUUUUACAGUAUUUUUCCAAUACAAAUACUGACAGUGUAUUUUAAGAGACACAAUAUAUAUAUAUAUAUAUAUAUAUAUAUAUAUAUAUAUAUAUAUAUAUAUAUAUAAAUUAAAUCUAUAAUAUAUAAUCUCAGAUAUUGUACAGAGAGACAUGCUUUCAGCUUGUUGGUACUCAUGCAGUACAUUUUUAAGUGGCAUCUACAAUUCUGCUUUGCAUGGCUCAUCAUCACGAUUCAUAUCAUAGGAAGGGUUCAAACAUUACAAUGAAAAGUCAUCUUUAGAUCGUGAGGCCUUCAGGUCACAAAGGACAGCAGCGAAAUGAUUUUGCAGUGUUUUUUUUUUGUUUGUUUUUUUUUGUUUAACAUAGAGACCUGAGAGAGAUUUGCUCCCCUUUUAUAAACACGGCAUUGAUAUGUCACUGCAUUGCAUCAUUAUUGGGUUUUAUCACACGUGUGCGUGCGUGUGUGCAUGCGCGUGUGCAUGCAUGUCUGCUUGACCGGUGUUGUGCAUUCUGGAGGAAUGACUGAAAACCAUCCCUUGUUUACUGCUUAACAGUCAAUUGUUUGAGUUUCUAGUUUUAAAAGUUGAAAAAAAAAACAAAGAAUGCAAUAUUCAUAGAAACUGAAUUGAUGUGAGUUCUGAUGACCGUAAAAAACGAAGUAACUUAGGGCAGCUGGGAGAAUUCGAAUGUUUUAACUAGGCAUUAUACCAGUGCUUGUUUAUGCAAGUGUUUGACUUCUUGUUGGUGACUUGCUAUUGCUCUGCUCGUUUGCUUUGCGUCCCAGGAGUGAUGUCUAAUGCAGGGCUGUAGUGUCUAACUUCUUGGGGUGGUAAGAUCUUCAGAAAUCUGUAGUUACAUUUUCUUGUUGAUGCUGUUUUCAGAAACCGGAAGGUGAUGAUUGUGAUGCAAAUCUGGGCAAACUAAUUCCAUCAGGGAAUUGUCUCCUGCCUCAAGACGAUCUGAACAGGGGAUCAAGCCAGAAUGAGUUAGCAUUACUGUGUUUGUGAAACCCACGCUAGCCCUGCCCCCAGUCCGGGAUUUCAUAAUCAGACCGCUGCUAAAUCUACUAAAUCAGAUUGAAGUCUAUAGGGUUAUUGUUUGGAGUUGUUCAAGCCAUAAUGAGGAGGGUACAAAUAAUUUAACCGGGGUCUGAUUGCACACACCCCUGCGUCCUGAUCAAGUAAAUAAUACAGCUAAUUGAGGGUCGCUCUGAAACCUGGGACUAGAUGCAGGGCGAGUGUGAUCCCGAUAGCCCUGCCUCGUAUAAAGCAUAUAACUCUGAUUCUGAGUCUGUUCAAGUGCCUUGUAAUUCAGUGUAAGAGAUGUAUCAUCAAAGCAAACUUUAGUCUUUUACAAAUGGCUUGGAGAGACCCAGAACUUCAGGGCUGUCCAGUCUAGCAGUCUCUGACUUUCAUUUUGGACCCUUUUAGAGGCUGAAAUAAAAAUGUAAUUUUUUAUUUGAUUUUUUUCCCCCACCUUCCCCUUACCUCUUUUUAUUGGAAUUGCAAACUUUCUGAUGGAGUUCUUAGAAUCAUUAUUCUCUGGAUCCGACUGUAAAACCCUAGUCACGACUUAUUCUGAGAACUUCCUGAUUACAAAGAAGUCACGUGAUCACUUUAACUGCUGGCCCCGCCCUCAUCAUACUAUUACUAUAGGAGUCAGCAGAGCUGAAAGGUCACUGCAUUGUGGAAUUUAUUUGGAAUCAGGAAGGAGCUGGAAACUAGGAUUCUGCAGGCUCAGGCAAUGCUGAUUCCGAUAUAAGAGAACAGUUUGAAUUCCAUGUUAGAGCAAUAUAACUCAACUCAGAGGGGAAGAAAAAUCCAUAGAUAGCAUGUGAAGCUGUUUACCUUUAGAAUUAUUUUUGUACGAUCUUACAGUGGAAAGAUUACCAUUGUACUUCUGGCAACACCACUAGACUGCAUCAGCGAGAAGGGUACAUAAAAGACCAUUUUAGUUUGUGUUGAAUGCAAAGACUUUGCAGCCCAGGCCCUCUUCAUGUCUGUACUUUGUGUUUAAUAAUAAACUCUUUACAGUUUCUUCUCUCAAA